Messenger RNA from Rosa chinensis, 1588 nucleotides. RefSeq names its product zinc finger CCCH domain-containing protein 16. The record is from RefSeq and is a predicted model, not a curated record. Gene Ontology annotation, molecular function: metal ion binding. The coding region runs from base 108 to 1271 and encodes 387 amino acids. The transcript is spliced from 10 exons. Lineage: Eukaryota; Viridiplantae; Streptophyta; Magnoliopsida; Rosales; Rosaceae.
AAGGCCCAAAAUUCAAAAGGGAAAAUACAGAAAUAUACACACUUACACUAGUACAAAAUUAGGCGAAAGGAGUCGGGGACUGGGAGGAGGAACCCGGAGCGAUCGAGAUGCCUGUAAAGACAGAACCGUGCAGAUACUUUCAGCGUGGCAGCUGUCAGUAUGGAGAUAAGUGUAGAUAUCUUCAUGUGACUCAGCAACAGCCAAAGUCGAAUAUCUUUGGUGGAUCCCAAUCUGGCUCAAAUCAGCACCAAAAGUCCAAUCCUUAUGGUUUUGGUGUUCAUAACAACUCUCAGUCAAAAGCGGGAACUGAUAAGCCUUUCGAAAACAAAUGGACUCGUUCCUCCCCCGCAGCUGCUACUGCUACUCCUUCAUCACGGAGAUCUGAUAACCAGCCCCAGACAACAAAUCAUGAGUGCACAAAUCCCGAGUCUUGCAGAAGUAUAAUUAAUGAAGAUUUUGAGCGUGAGAGACCACUUUGGAAACUUACCUGCUAUGGUCACUCAAGAAAUUCUCCUUGUGAUAUUGUUGGUGAUGUUAGUUACGAAGAAUUGAGGGCACUGGCAUAUGAUGAUGCUAAGCGAGGGCUGAACUUGCCGUCAAUAAUUGAAAGAGAACGAAAUGUGGUUAAUACCAAGUCUAUUGAGUUUGAAAAUCUUCGCAAGCCCCGUGCUGUUCCACUGAACUCUACUGUUAGCCAAAGCCCUUUCGCUUCAGCUACUGCAAAUGCAUUCUUGCAGACUCCUCAAAGUAGUGCUCCUCCUUCAGUAUCGAGUUUCAACCAGUUUGGUACAUCCCUCAACGUGGGAUUUGGACAAAGGCCAUCUGCACCAGCAAAUAAUGGGUUUUUUCAGCCGAGCCUGUUCAUGAAUUCUAGCCAUGCUUCAAGUGGAUUUGGGACAAACAAUAUUCCAUCUGCAAACGUUGGUUCACUUGCCGGCCAAUCUCAUAACAGUACACGCGGAAGUAUUUUUACCCACAAUGUAGGAUUUGGCAACACUGAUGUCAUGAGACCUGACAGCAACCAAAUAUCUAGUUCAGCAGUGCCAUCACAAUUUCCUAGUGCUACAAGUAGCCAGCCACUUAUUGUUUCAGACGGGCCUAGCUCUGCUUCCAUUUCAAGUGGACAAAUAACUGCAGAAGCUCAGUCACUAAAUAACAUACAAAGAGAGAAGAUUUCUGGGGACAUGAGUAUUUGGUUGAAAAAGAAAUGGACACCUGGAGAGGUUCCAGAAGAAGAACCGCCAGAUGCAUUGGUUCAGAUUGACUUGUAAGCUGUAGCAGUACUUUAUGAACAGGACAAUCACAGCACUUACUGUUGAUAUUAAUAUGCAAGGGAAGUACCCCAAGUGCAAAAAGACAUCUCGAAAUCUCAAGUUGGGUGAGCGCAAUGAAAGGGGAGGACACUAAAAGGAGAGGGAAAAACUUCAUUUGGGCAGGCCACAUGGUUGCAAUGUAUCUUCAUGCAUGCCCGUAUGCCUUAUUUGAAUAGAACUGAUGUGCCAUCUUGUUUCCAAACCCACCCAGCUUAUGAGUAUUUAGAACCGUGUGAUGAUAUACUAACGCAAUAGCUUAUGACUAUUUAGAACCA